CAUUUGAGUCAAUUUACCGUCAAACUGCCCACCCGCUGCCCACCCAGCCUGAAUAUUCGUCGCGAAAAACCUCCGAAUUGGCUAAAACCCUACUUCUCAAUUCCAACCUGAAGAAGCCGAUUGAUUCAGAACUCUUUCGUUUUCUCAAAAUGCGUUCCUCCUCUCGACUCCUAAUCAAUCUUUCCAAGAGGAGCUCCUGGAAUCCCGAUCUGUUCUUCCCCUUAUCGACUCCUAAUUCGACUCUGUUACAGUCCCGAUCCAUCUUCUCCACGACGCAGCUUCAGGGUUCAUGGGUGGACAAGAUCAAGGGAGUCAUCACUGGAAAAAAGAGCACUCCUGAUGGAAGCGAAAUCAGCUCCCAGUCCUUCACUCUUCUUCGGUUUGCUGAUGAGUUGAAAAAUGCCCGAAGAGUGGGGGCAUUCAAGCAAUACAUUGUUGGAAGAAGCAGUGAAGCUACUUUUGCGGAUGCUUUUGAGAAGCAGGAAGCGAUUAUUCGCUAUUUGGGAGGUUUUGAUCCCACAGGAGAGAACAUCCAAACUAGCCAAAAGCAAGAAGCAGCUAAAAAUUGUAACUGCACGAUUGCUGAGGUUGAGAAUGCACUGGCAAAGUUUAUCUGGGCUAAAGAAGCGCAAAAGAAGAUUGAGAAGUUAAGGGAAGAAGGAAAACCUUUGCCGAAGAGUAUUUCCGAGGUCCAGAAACUAGUGGGUUCAAAUCCAUUGGAUCUUGCUAGGUCAAAUUUGGCCAAGAGUGGCCAGAUCAGCAGGAAUGCUUUAUGUCCUUGUGGUUCCAAGAAGAGAUAUAAACGGUGCUGCGGGAAGGAUCAAACGGUGUAGGAAGAGAACUUGUAUGUUCCUUUGAUUUUUUUGCACGAUUAAUUGACAAUGUAUAAGAAAUCUGUUAGAUUGAACAUUCUGUUCUAUUUUUAUCUUGUUUGUUGAGCCAUUUCAUGGUCGAGAUGUUGAGAUUCUUGUUUUUGCUGCUGGAAGAAUUUUUUAACGAAUGAAAUCCUCAUCCUUCAUCAAAGAAGGGAUCUUCCAAAACUUUUUAAAAGGUUUUGUGAUUUUCAAACUA
Molecule: messenger RNA, 1071 nt
Organism: Momordica charantia (bitter melon)
Lineage: Eukaryota; Viridiplantae; Streptophyta; Magnoliopsida; Cucurbitales; Cucurbitaceae
Product: SEC-C motif protein
Source: RefSeq, a predicted model, not a curated record